Aspergillus mulundensis is the source of this 1626-nucleotide messenger RNA. RefSeq names its product cytochrome P450. Gene Ontology annotation, molecular function: monooxygenase activity; iron ion binding; oxidoreductase activity, acting on paired donors, with incorporation or reduction of molecular oxygen. The record is from RefSeq and is a predicted model, not a curated record. Bases 1 to 1626 code for a protein of 541 amino acids. NCBI's taxonomy places the organism in Eukaryota, Fungi, Ascomycota, Eurotiomycetes, Eurotiales, Aspergillaceae. The transcript is spliced from 2 exons.
AUGAAGAUCGACCACGACAUCACGGCACACCUUGCCGCCCUCCCAGGCUCCGCAGCCCUCCUCCUCAUACCACUGAUCUACCUCCUCUACAAAUACACCUGGGCCACCGACAUCCCGCACAUCAAAAACCUCCCCUCCAUCCCCGGCGCCGUCCCAAUCUUCGGCCACCUCCUCAAGCUCGGCGACGACCACGCCUCCGUCUGCGAGCGCUGGUGGCGCAAGUACAGCCACUCCGUCUUCCAAAUAAAACUCGGCAACACGCGCGCAGUGGUCGUAAACUCCUUCACCGACUGCCGCAGAAUGCUCCUCUCGCACCAAAACGCCCUGAUCGACCGUCCAAAGCUCUAUACCUUCCACGGCGUCAUCUCCAGCACACAGGGGUACACAAUCGGCUCGUCGCCUUGGGAUGAGUCGUGUCGCAAGAAGCGCAAGGCUGCGGGCACUGCGCUCGGACGCCCAGCGCUCCGCAAUUACCACCCCAUGUUCGACCUCGAGAGUUACUGUAUCGUCCGCGAUCUGUUCCGCGAUAGCAAGAACGGCGAGAGCGAGGUUAGCGUGCGCCCGUAUCUGCAGCGGUACGCGCUCAACACGACGCUGACGCUAUGCUACGGCAUCCGCAUGGACGAGGUCUACGACGACCUCCUCCGCGAGAUCCUCCACGUCGGCUCAGCCAUCUCGCUACUGCGCAGCGCGUCCGAGAACCUACAAGACUACGUCCCCCUCCUCCGGUACAUCCCCAACAACGAGAAAAAUGCCCGCUCGAAAGACCUCCGCCGCCGCAGAGACAAGUACCUCGAUCUCCUCCUCAACCGCGUCCGCGCGAUGAUAAAGAAAGGCACAGACAAACCUUGCAUCUCCGCCGCGAUCCUCAAAGACGAAGAGACCAAGCUCUCCGGCGUCGAGGUCUCGAGUAUCUGUCUCUCCCUUGUCUCCGGCGGCUUCGAGACGAUUCCUGGCACGUUGACCUCGGCGCUGGGGUCGCUUUCGACGCCUGAGGGACAGGUCUGGCAGGAUCGCGCGUACGAGGAUAUUAAGCGGUAUUAUCCUGAUGUCCGGGAUGCGUGGACCGCUGCAGUGACGGAGGAAAAGGUGCCGUACGUCAAUGCGAUUAUCAAGGAGGCGGGGCGGUACUAUACCGUCUCGUCGAUGAGUCUGCCGCGCAAGACGGUCACGGAGAUCCAGUGGGAUGGCGCGGUGAUUCCGGCGGGCACGAUGGUGCUCUUCAAUGCGCAGGCUGGGAAUCAUGACACAGACCACUUCGGCCCAACAGCCAACACAUUCAACCCGGAGCGCUGGCUGUCAAGCCUCAACCCGCCCACGGAAAUCCCAUCGCAGGGCCUAGCGCAUCUGAGUUUCGGAGCCGGGUCGCGCGCGUGCUCCGGGCAAUUCAUUGCGUCGCGGCUGCUGUACUGCGCUCUUGUGCGGCUCUUGUGCAGCUAUAGGAUUGUGGCUAGUGAGGAGGCGCCGCCGAAUACGGACUACGUGGACUAUAAUGAGGUGAAGAGUGCGCUUGUGGCGAUUCCGAGGGAUUUUAGGGUCAAAUUGAUACCCAGGGAUACGGAGACUACGGAGGGGUGUUUGGGAUUGGCGGAGGAGAGGACGAGGGGGUAUUAUAAGGAGGAGUAA